UCCGCGGCGGUCGGCGCGAGCGCACGAUGCACGCCAAAUUGCUGGUGAUCGCGGCGCUGCUUUGCGCUGCGCGUGCGCAUACGUACAACUGUAGUAGACGGUCCGCUACUCUCCUGCUCAAGCGGCCCGCGUACGAGUUCUCGGUGAAGCUUCUCGAACGAGUAGCCCAACAGGAUGCGGGACAUUUUGUUUAUUCACCACUCUCAACUUGGCUCCAACUGUUAUCUGUAGCUGAAGGCGCGAGGGGACAAACCUUACGCGAGCUAUGGAACAUAACAAAACACCACAGGAACAGAUGCUUCAAGAAGCAGCUCAGCACGAUCCUGUUCCGCAUCAACAGGGACUUAAAGCACACAUCCAGGAGACGCGGAAUCAUCAUCGUCGACAAGUUCAUGAACGUCAAAAAUAGUUACAUACGCGAUGUACACAGACUGUACGGAAUCAAAACAUUGUUAGAGAACUUUAACAACCCAGAGAAAUCUGCAGCAAAAGUUAAUAAAUUCGUGAGUUACGGCACAGAGAACCAAAUCCCCGAAGUAGUGUAUUACGAUGACUUUAUAAACACAGUGUUUUUGAUGACCGACGCGAAUUACUUCAAUAACACGUGGAAGGCGCCUUUCAACCCAGAAUUUACAAGAGAGGAGCCGUUCUACUCAUCGUCGUAUGGUGAUCAGAUUGGAACAGUUAAUAUGAUGACGCAAACCGGCUACUUCCUCAUGACAGAAUUCCCGAAGAUCAAUGCUAGAGUGUUGGAGUUGCCGUUGUCGGACCGCAAGUUUUCGUUCCUGAUCUUCCUGCCACUAAGGGGUGGCGUGUGGAUUGGCGAACUCCUCUACUCGCUGGAGAUGACGCGACUCACUUCUGUGUACAAUAUGUUCAGGCACACCGGCCUGCAGCUCGUGAAAGUCAAGAUACCCAGGUUCAAGAUCACCACCAACAUCGAGAACUUACCGGAGCUUAUCCACGACAUGGGUGUGAAGAGAAUCUUCAACCCAAACCUUGCUGAAUUGUCGCGUAUUAGUAACUAUAAGAUGUAUGUAUCUUUAAUGACACAGAUCUCCGAAGUGGAAGUCACUGAGAGGGGGAGUAAGGGCGCGUCGGGCAUUCCCGACACCCUAAUCAAUGAUAAAGGGGCGGUUGAGUUCAUUGCUAACAAGCCUUUCGCGUUCAUGAUAGUUGAUAAGGAAACAGAAUUCAUUAUGUACGCUGGUAUGUAUUCGAAUCCUUCUUUAUAUUAAAAUAUUCAAAUACAGUAUAUUAACUGGACAGAAAUCGGUUAUUAGAUAAUAGCGAGGAAAUAGGUUGGUGACCGGAAGAUUUUCAUCUGCCAAUGUUAUCAAUUUGACCUGUGUAAUAAUUAUGAUACUGAGAAAUUAGCAACUCGCAAUAGACAUUAUUGAUAAUGGUUUUAAUUAGUCACUAUUCUGGUAAUUUCUACGUCAAAUAAUUAAAAUUUAAAUAUCGUUUUUGAUUCACUAUAUACCUAGCCUAGAAUGCCCUAGAUAACCUUAGGAUGGGAAAUAUAUACUUAGUUUUGGUCGACUGAAUUCAACAGAGGAAGGUGACCAUAAUCAGAAUUUUGAUAAUUAUUAACCCUAUACUCUAUCAAAACAUUUUCAGACGUAAAAUCGUUGUAAAACAGUAACACUACAUAAAUAGAGUUACGAUGUAAUAAUACAAGAAAUUACUUGUUUACAGUCACAAAAACAUAUUAUAUAUUGCUGAGGUACCGCUAGUUGUUCACAAUCUGUUUAAUUAAUUACACGGUUGUAAAUUGUAAACACAUCGAUAGAGAUAUAAGGGUGAAAUAACCGGUAUUUUUAAUUGAGGAAGGCAAGGGAAUGAUUGACAUGCAGUCUCGUUUCAAAAAGGUUUUAAUAUUAGUUUCAAUGGUUAUUUUAAUUGCUUUUUUUUAAGUUUUUGUUCAAUUAUUUCGGAUGUUUAAGUGUGUCGAACCUAAUAUAAAUGUACUAUGCAUUGAGUAGACUGGUCUAUCGUUUGUGUCUGGGUAGAAACAGAUAGAUUUUCUAUUUCUGACGCCUAGUAAAAGUGUAAAACAGUGAGAUUUUGAAAGUAAACAUUAAAGGUUAACAGGCACUGUUCAGUUUUUGUAAUGCAAUAAGUUGUUUCUACUGUUUAUUGGCAGUAUUUUAUUAAGCAAGCUAUUUGCUUGUUUAGUCAUUAAUUUAUAAAAGUAUAACAAGAUGCAUUUCAGUCAACUGUUAUGUUCGUUAAGAUUUAUUAUUUCCAAUGACUGUCUUACAAAUAAUUUUCUUUGGCAAUAUUUUAGUUUUGAUAUCGGAACGAACGCCUAGACAUACUUAUAUGUAUCGGUAUCACUUUGUAAGUUUAUCGAUCGCCCAUUUCCUGUUAUGUAAGACCGCAUAGAAUCCAGACCGGUUAUCAAGCCCUAUGUUCUCAUUCCUUUGCCUAGAAUAUUCCAUUCAACCGCCCCGACUCGUAGCUUCAACAAAUACGAAAAAACGAAAAAUUCGCUAAACAAUUGUACUUAAUUGCUUUUCGAUUCGAUUUUUAAAUAGGCAUAACUCUUAUCCAUGAGAUGUUUUGCUUUUAAGGAAAAAAAUACUUAGAUUUGAAACAAAUAUUUGCAAUGUCACAAAUAUUUGUAUCAUGGUGGUAUUCCAAGGUUUUGUUUCCAGUCGAUUUACGAACACAUUCAUUAUUUUAUUAUUAUAUUAAGUAUGUUAUAAUACCAAACAUUAAUGUUCUUAUAUUUAUUUGUAAAUAUUAUUUUAAGACUAAUAUUAAGGCAUGUGCACGCUGACUUGGUGAUAGUAAAAAUGCAUUUUCCAGUAUCUUCCUUUUCAAAUAAGUUUAUCAAAAUUUGUUUAGUAUUUUUACAUUUUUAGGAAAGUCGAGCCUCUGUUACUUAUGAUUGUUUGUAUGUGUAACGUUGCAUAAGAAUAAUUAUUGUUGUAUUUAAAGGAUCUGAUAAAUUUUAUUAAGGUUUGUGUGGAAAAGUUUUUCAGUCAAAAACAUUUUGAUAUAGAUACAUACAGUAUUGUGUUAUUAACUGACAAUAUUUUAUUUGUCUUUUAUUAUAAAAAAAAAUGUUAUAAAAAAGCAUUUAAAUUAAAAAAAUAUCUAUUUUAUAAUAUUUUUUUGAUUUCAAAAGCCUUUGAAACGUCCUAAGGACAUUUUUCACUGAGCUGAAUUAUAUUAAUCUCUAUAAAAACUGUUAAAGAAUUCCCAUGUAAAUACGGCGCUAAAACGAAAUUUAAACAUCAGAGGUGUGAAAACUACUUAAGGCCGAAAAUAAGAUUGCCUGAAGGCCGAAUUCGGCAAAUGGAUUUUGUCUGCGGUUGAUACGAGUGUAGUUCCUAGUUGAGAUAAGCCGUGAGUACUACGCUUAUUUGUUAUUGUAAUAUGACCUUCGUUAAUUCAUUGUCAAGUUUUCCAUUUAGAUUCGUUCAUGCAAAUUUUCUUCUGUUAUUUGUUGUAUUUAAAUGACUUGAAUUUUAGAGAUUGAAUCUGCUCGAAAGUCGGUUACGAAGCCGAAUUUCGGCCUAUUUAAAAUUUAUGAAUUUUUGUGAAGAUACGUUGAUUGUUGUAAAGUUAAUGCAUUUUGUUAAUGUAAUUUUAAAGUAUAAAUACGUCACGCAACAAACGGCUUAUUUUCGGGAACAAAUAUAUAAACCAUACGUCAUGUUUUUUUAUAUUAAAAUUAGGUUGUGACCCUAAAAAUUGUUAAAUAUAGGAAUAUAGUAUAGGUUAUUUCACUUAAGCGACAUUAAGUUUCAUAGAUAUUUAAAUACAGCACUUUUUUAUGUUUUUUUUACCAAGUUAAAUUUUUUCGAAAAUGUCGUUUAAGUCAAUUAGCCUUUUAACUAUCGAUAUAAAUUGAUUCCUUGUUCAAAAUUGUGCAAAUUUUAUAAAUUAAAAAAUGCUACCAACGCCAUAGUUUAUAACAAUAUAUUCUCAAUAUUAUGUUAAGACCUUUUUUAUUUAUAUUGAAAGAAGAAAUCUUGUAUUUUGUUAUUAAUUAGUACAAAAUGCACUUAUUUGGUUAAAAUAAGGCCCAUUGUACAAAAUUAUUAAACAAAAUUUUUCCAAUAUUAUUUUUAAAUUAAUGCCUAACAAAUCCACUAUUGCUUAACUUUCUGAACAAAAAGAAUAAGAUUUUUUCGUUACGUGUAAAUAAGUUAUGUGAUGUGUGUAAAGGAACGUGAAAUUAAACAAAGAGUAUUUUUAUAAUAAAUUUUAUUUAAAACAACUAUUGAUAACAAAAUAUACUUAUUAAUAUUUAACAAUAUCUUGAUUAUGACUAGUAUCACAAUGACAGCCUCCAAUAAUGGACAAUUAGACGGUGGCAGGACUUAUAUAUACAUUUAUGGCUUAUUUCUGUGAAAAUAUUUUUUUUUACACUCAUAACAGUCGCAUAAUUCAAAUAUUAAAGGCAUUUUUCUUAAAUCGAAAAAUAAAGAUUAAUAAUAAUGGUAUUUUAUACUGUAUUAUUCACAAUAAAUAAAAUCAAAUUAUAACCUAACUGAAUAGAGCUGUCAGAAAAAAUAUUUACUCUAUUCAUACUACAGCAUUUUUUUAUUUCCUCGUGUUAUAUUUUAAAUGAAUAACUUCUAAAUGAUAAAACGUCAUUUUAAUAUUUUAUUGUUGAAUUAUAAUAAUAAGAUGCCUACUUCAGGAUGUCUCAGUAAAAGUAAAUCAUCUUGUAGGACGACCAAAUAUAAAGGUCAUGCUCCCAAAUCGACACUUGAAAGGCAAUCUAAGCGACAAAUAUACCGAAAAUUAAUUAUAUAAAUACUUAGAAUCGUCAUAUUUUUCUGCGUCAUUUGAUCUAGGUUUUGUAGGUCUAGGACAAUUUUAAUAUCAUUAGACUAUAUCUUUAUAAAAAGUUGAAUUGUUCAUAUUCAAAUCAAAACUUUAAAACACUACUCAAAAAUUUACUGAUUGUCGCUUAGAUAUGUUUGCCUUUCAAAUGUCGAAUUAAAUCGAAACGAAAUAGUACAUUUAACAUCAUCUGACUAUACAUUAAAAUGACAUUAUGCUUUACUUGAAUAUUGUGAAAUAGGUCCUAAAAUGAAGUAACAACUAAUAUAACUUUUACUUAAACAUCAGUCUUACUUAUAAACUUGUUUUAGCGUUAAGAGGUGGUUAAGAAUUGCUUAAAUAGCUGUCAAAACAUCACCGGUUCAUAGUUUAAACCUUAUUAAAAGACAAGAUGGCGGGUUUUAACUUACAGCUGAUCGAGUAAAUUUGUGUUUUAACCAAGCAUAACAUUGUGAAAUUUUUAUAAGUAAGACUGAAGGUUAGCGUAACAUGUCUCAAUAUUUUCUUCCCAAGCGUAAUUAUGGAAGCUAUAAAAAGAAAUUUAAAGGCCUUGACGAAAUUGACAGCGAAGUAAUUUUCAUUGUGAGGUAAUUACCGCGACUUCAAUGCGAAGGUAAUUAGGUUUUUGUACGAGUAUGAAAAAAUCAAUCGUGUUAAUUUCGUCGACAUUACCAUGUAUAAUGAAUGGGUAAUCGAAUUUUUAAAUACAUCGAUGACAAGUAGGAUCGAUUAUGAAACGACACUCGACCAUGAGAAAUGUCGUAACGAUAUAUCGUUCCGACCACGCCGUUUACGAUACGAUUUUUUUAGUGUGCGAAAUGCCUUAUAUAGUGUGUCACAUAUAAUUAACAGAUUUUUAUUAUUACAUGUUGUAAUACCAAGAUGCGGAUUGAUGCUGCAUUCUAGUCAUCUAGUUCUGACUAGCUCACCGUCUAAUCUAUGUAAUUUAAGAAAUAAAAUAUUAAACCAUC
Manduca sexta (tobacco hornworm) is the source of this 5777-nucleotide messenger RNA. It is a transcript of the gene serpin-14, whose product is annotated as ovalbumin-related protein X-like. Gene Ontology annotation, molecular function: serine-type endopeptidase inhibitor activity. NCBI's taxonomy places the organism in Eukaryota, Metazoa, Arthropoda, Insecta, Lepidoptera, Sphingidae. The record is from RefSeq and is a predicted model, not a curated record.